Tachysurus fulvidraco (yellow catfish) is the source of this 2124-nucleotide messenger RNA. RefSeq names its product phosphatidylinositol 4-kinase type 2 alpha (gene pi4k2a). The transcript has 9 exons. The record is from RefSeq and is a predicted model, not a curated record. Gene Ontology annotation, biological process: Golgi organization; phosphatidylinositol phosphate biosynthetic process; endosome organization. Bases 1 to 1332 code for a protein of 443 amino acids. Gene Ontology annotation, molecular function: 1-phosphatidylinositol 4-kinase activity. Gene Ontology annotation, cellular component: endosome; plasma membrane; trans-Golgi network. NCBI's taxonomy places the organism in Eukaryota, Metazoa, Chordata, Actinopteri, Siluriformes, Bagridae.
AUGGACGAAACGAGUCCGCUCGUGUCUCCUCUGCGUGAUACCGUAGACUUCGGCGCUUUUCCCAGCGACCCGGCGAGUCCCCGCGGCGCCCCGGGCUCCGUGAUACGUGUCCCGGCGGGGAGUCCCGGCCGCAGCCGGGAGAGGCAGCCGCUACUGGACCGGGACCGGGGAGGGUCUCCUCGGGACCCCCACAGAAACGAGUUCCCGGAGGAUCCGGAGUUCAGGGAGAUCAUCCGUAAGGCGGAGAGAGCCAUAGAGGAGGGGAUCUACCCUGAGAGGAUCUAUCAGGGAUCCAGUGGGAGCUACUUCGUCAAAGACUCACAAGGGAAGAUCAUCGGUGUGUUCAAGCCGAAGAACGAGGAACCGUACGGUCAGCUGAACCCCAAGUGGACAAAGUGGCUGCAGAAGCUGUGCUGUCCCUGCUGCUUCGGUCGAGACUGCCUCGUCCUCAAUCAGGGCUACCUGUCUGAGGCUGGAGCAAGCCUGAUGGACCAGAAACUGGAGCUCAACAUCGUGCCAAGGACCAGGGUGGUGUAUUUAGCGAGUGAGACGUUUAACUACAGUGCCAUAGACAGGGUGAAGUCUCGGGGGAAGCGACUCGCCCUGGAGAAAGUGCCGAAAGUAGGGCAGCGUUUCCACAGAAUUGGAUUGCCGCCCAAGGUCGGCUCUUUCCAGCUCUUCGUAGAUGGUUAUAAAGACGCAGAUUUCUGGCUGCGGAAGUUCGAGGCCGAGCCGUUACCCGAAAACAACAACCGGCAGCUCCAGCUCCAGUUCGAGAGGCUCGUGGUGCUGGACUACAUCAUCAGGAACACGGAUCGAGGCAACGACAACUGGCUCAUAAAGUACGACUGCCCCAUGGACACGUCAGGGAACAGGGACAGUGACUGGGUGGUGGUGAAGGACCCCAUCAUUAAAAUAGCAGCCAUUGAUAACGGCCUGGCAUUUCCCCUUAAACACCCAGAUUCCUGGAGAGCCUACCCGUUCUACUGGGCGUGGCUGGUUCAGGCGAAGGUGCCGUUCUCUCAGGAGAUCAAAGAACUCGUCUUGCCCAAACUGUCUGACCCCAAUUUCAUCAAGGACCUGGAGGAGGACCUGUACGAGCUCUUUAAGAAAGAUCCCGGUUUUGACAGAGGCCAAUUUCACAAACAGAUCUCAGUAAUGAGAGGACAGAUCCUGAACCUGACUCAGGCCCUGAAGGACAGUAAAUCCCCCCUGCAGCUGGUUGAGAUGCCCCCCGUGAUCGUGGAGACGGCUCGGGCGCCGCAGCGUGCCAACAGCGAGUCCUACACGCAAAGUUUCCAGAGCAGACGACCGUUUUUCACAUGGUGGUGAUGCGUACCCUGGGUGGUGGGCGGAGCUAACCCGAGACAUGCUGCUCUUCCGCAUGAACUGCAUUUUGGGAAAGAGACAAUGUUUGAAUGACCGAAGCAGAGGAUCCACUUCCUUUUAGCCUUUUUUUUCCCCUCCCAGAAUCAAAUCUGUGAUUCUUGGAACAUUACUUUAAUAUAUGUACACUGACCUGCAACACUGAUUGCACAUCUACACACACACAACUCACCCCAUUAUACUAUAAUCACACUGGUGAUGGACGUGCAUGUAACCGUGCAGUUCUCUCUUACCUGCACUGUCUCCCUCUGGUGGUUUGGAGGAAGAAGUGCAUGUCCAUAACCACUGAACCUAAAACGUGUGUAACUGACAACAGUGCCAGACUUCUGUGUAGAGAUUUUCCUUCUUGCUCUCUCUCUCUCUCUCUCUCUCUCUCUCUCUCUCGCUCUCUCACACGCACACCUUUUUUUUUGUUGUUUUAAGAUCUUUGCAAACUUCUGUUGCAUUCUCCAGAGUCUUACAUUUUAUUCCACAUUCUGUAUUUUCUCCAUCACACGCAUGCAUCUCUCUGAUGCUGACUGAGCAUGUGCAGAAAAACUCCCUGUUUUUUCCCAGUUUUUUUAUUAUUAUUUAAUAAUGUUUUUUUUAUUAGCAUUAUGUUUUCUUCAAUGAUAUAAAGAAACUGACCCUAACAAUGUCAUGGCGAUGUAUGAUGCACUGUAUAAAUUUGUACGUAAUGUAAUUUAGCCAGAAAAUAUACGCUGUAACCGAAACAGUAAAUGGUUCCCAGAAGCUUGA